Molecule: messenger RNA, 908 nt
Organism: Cyclopterus lumpus (lumpfish)
Lineage: Eukaryota; Metazoa; Chordata; Actinopteri; Perciformes; Cyclopteridae
Product: zymogen granule membrane protein 16-like
Exons: 7
Coding region: 135-641 (168 amino acids)
Source: RefSeq, a predicted model, not a curated record
AAUUACAAAACAGCAAAGACUUGUAUAUAAGUGAGUGCCAGUGUCCCAGUGUCAUCUCGUCCUUUGACCAGAACUCAAGCUGUUUUCAGGAGAUCUAGACUGCAGUGUCUCCAGACGCCUCCUCACACACCAGGAUGUUUUCCUUCCUGUUCUUCGCUGUGCUCUGCACCAGCUGCCUGGCUGCUCCCUUGAUGAACUACUCCUACUCUCCAUCUGUUGGAGGUGGUAGUGGCACGUCCUUCGCCACAACAGGAGAAGGACGGAUCACAGGGAUCAGAGUCUAUGAGCGGAGCAGCGCUUACAUCUGUGGAAUCCAGCUGCGCUACGGUGACAUUUGGGAUGAAUUAGUUGGUGGCGGAAAUGAGCAUUUACAAGAGCUGGAACUCUUUGAUGGAGAGAGCAUUGUUCAGGUCUCAGGUAAAUACCAAACCAGCUAUAUCUAUCAGAUACGGUUUGUGACCUCCACUGGGCGCUCCCUGGUCGCUGGCCAGCCGACAUAUAACUCCUUUAACUUCUACGCAAGUCACCCGGAUGCAGAGCUCAAACUGCUGAGUGGCCGCUCCAAUAGUGCUGGGAUUACUUCACUGGGAGCUCACUGGGGAACCAUCACGCCUCAAAGCAACAGUACCGCUGUUGCAUGAAGAGCAAUUAAUAAUCCAAUAGGGAUUCAUAUUCAUUAUGGGUGAGAUCAACCCACCUUUCUAUGAGGAAAUUAUUUAGGCUAUAGUGUUACAUGUAUUAACAAUAUAUGUAUAUGGGAUUUUAAUUUUGGUGUCUUUUUAAUGGUGAGUGAAAUGUUUUUUGCCCAAAUAGUAUUUAAUGAAGUGACACGCAUACUGUUGUAUUCCAUGUAGUAUACUAUUAUAUACUAUAUUGUGAUCUAAGCGCUAUCAUCCACAAACGAAUAA